GGAGCCCCUGGGGUCCUGUGGCUGCUGCUGGUGGUACUGGUGCUGAUCAUGUCCCACUCGGCCCACGCAGCCAUCCUGGAGGUGAACGGAAACCUGAACUGCAGGUGUGUAAAGACAACCUCGGACUACAUCAGUCCGAAGAGAUACGAGAGCAUUGAGAUAAGGCCUGUGGGAAGCACCUGCAGACGCACAGAGAUCAUAAUUAAAUUAAAAUCCCCCGGGAAGGUGUGCGUGAAUCCUGACGCCCCCUGGGUAAAGAAGCUGCUGAAGCGUAUUGCUAGCACGAAGAAAAAGUAA
Molecule: messenger RNA, 297 nt
Organism: Merops nubicus (carmine bee-eater)
Lineage: Eukaryota; Metazoa; Chordata; Aves; Coraciiformes; Meropidae
Gene: CXCL13
Product: chemokine (C-X-C motif) ligand 13
Exons: 4
Biological process (GO): cellular response to lipopolysaccharide; antimicrobial humoral immune response mediated by antimicrobial peptide; neutrophil chemotaxis
Cellular component (GO): extracellular region
Molecular function (GO): CXCR chemokine receptor binding; chemokine activity
Source: RefSeq, a predicted model, not a curated record